GACUUAAAUUAAGUUGUGCAGCCCUAGACCUGCGAACACUGGAACAGGGUGCAAACUAGACUUCCCUGAUUGGAUUUCAUUGAAUUCAUCCCCGUAGGCGUAGGUGCUAGAAGAUCCUCCAACUUUUCGAGACUACGUGCACGAAUAUCGAGUUGAGUCUGUUGUGCUUGGUAGCCAUAUUCAUGCACUGUGGAGGCUGAGGCUUUGGCCCGGGACAGAGUACACGAUGCUAUCCGUGUAGAGCGGCCGCUGUUCGCGCCUGAAGCGUAUCUUCAGCUGACUGGGGCAUGUGCUCAGAUGACUGUAUAACGAGUAUGUGAUAGAAUACAUGCAUUGGUCGUUGUUGUCUGCGUACCUUCGUGGCCGUUCACAGCUGAUCGGUCUUUGGUUGAUCAAGUGUGUGCCUCCGAGCAUGGUGUCUUGUCAAGAGUCUCUUCGAAUGCCGCGAACUGGCCUCAGCACAGCCGGUGGCAAGGGCUGGAUGGAGCGAAAGAAUGGCAACGAAGAAUGGCCCGCGAGGAUUGCCAGGAAGGCGAGGAGAAAUUGGAAUCCACAAAGCAAUGCUGAGUCAAAUCCUAAAAUGUAAAGCGAAGAGCAAGGCGGAAGAAGGCAGUUGUCGUCUUGACUCGUUUUCCUGCUUUGCCUGUUGUUUCGCUUCGGUCGGAUUCCUCUGUCAGUAGAAUGGCCAGACAUCAUCCUCCGCUCACACGCCGUCAUAGCGCAGGAGUGGAUAGCUACGUCAAUAAUGACGAGCUAUGCGAGACAUAUUUGUCCCGUCGCUUGGCCCCAUUGGCCCUGGCCGACAACAUGUCUAGUCGUCAAAGUGUAGCAUACUCCAGCUACUCGAGACGAACACCGACUGGCGAGACAGUCGAUGAGGGAUUCGGUGGGCGAUCCAGUCGUUGCAGCCUUGCCAGCGACGGGUCUUGGGGAUCCUCCGCCUCGAUUCCGGUCCGACGGCAGCGAAGGAGACUGAGUGAGGACGUCAUUGAUGAGAUUAUAGAACGCGUCCGCCGAAUACCGCACUGUUCGCAGUCACUGCUCGGAGUCGUGCACAAGAUUGCCCAGACGCACGACGCAAGCAUUGCGGACAGCAUGCAAACACACGAGAUGAUGAUCAGCGAUGGAUUAUGCACGCAGCCUUCGCGACCAAUUCGUCCCUCGCCAACAUGGCGCUCAGCAGAUCUACAGGUAGUAGAAGCACUACAGGAGCUAUACUCGCUGAAAGCCGGGGUGUUCGACUCUCCGGAUCACCAGCGCUGCACCAGGUCCGAAGCGGCCACCGUCACUUACGAGAUCGUCCAGACCAACUUCAAGCAGAGCGAGUACAUGGCCUACGCCACGGUCCCCGGUGGCAGCUGCUACGGAUCCCUGCAGGCUUGCGCGACGCGGGGAGAGGCUCGGCGCAGCGCCGCCUGCGUGGCCCUAGUUCACGCCGCGUGGAACGAGCUGCCAUCCAAGACACUGACCGAGGGCAACAUUGAGGGCCUGGUCAUGGCGGCGAAGACAUCCAAGCUGAAGAAGGCCGGCCGCUCGCCAAGCGUCAGCAGCAUAUUCUCCAACCCUCCGUCCCUGAGCAGCAGCUGUGCAGCCACGCCGACACACCUUCGUACGAAUGCGCCACCGCGUCUGCAAAAGCAAAGCUCCAUCUCCAGUGCCACAUCGUGUGUGUCGUACGACAGUGGCUGCUCAUCGGGCUCAAUCCCCGGCACACCCAUCACGCCAUGCAUGGAUAUGGAAGAAGCCAGCUGCCACUUGCCGGGUCCACUAUCCUCAAACUGGCAAGCUGUGGACAUUCUCCGCCACCUACUGAAGAUGUACUGCGGACGCACGGCCAUGGAGUUCCGCGAGCGCAUGACCGUCUUCCAGCUGAUGCAGUGGAGUGGAGACUUACAGCGGGCCAAGUCACGCUGCCUGGCAUUUGAAUCCGUCCUGCAGGCGUACCUUUCCACGCCCCUGGACGAGAAGCUUCGCACGUACCUUUCGAAGAUGUGGGCGAGGAAAGAGGGCGCCGAGAGAGGCAUCAUAACGCAAGCGCUGAAGAAUUGCCGCAGAGAGCUGGACACACUGCGCGUCAGCGGGAGUGAGGUGAGCUUUGCCAAGGAGAAGAAAAGCAUCCUGGUGAAUGCCUUUGCUCUGUACCAGCGGCAGCAGGCGACGGUAAGACACAGCGACUAUCAGGCUCCACUGCCGCCGCAGCUGGCCCACCAGCAGCAGCGCAUGUCGUCACGCGUGCAGCAGCGCGGUCGCAGCAGCAGUCGCGACCGCGGUGACUACACGUCUGAUUGGUACUGCAGUCACGGACAGUACUCAUGAAGUCCCAACACCCUGUCUUCUGUGCACUGUCUUCUGUGCACUGUAUUCGGUGCGCUGUCUUCUGUGCCGUAAUGCUGUGAAAACUUGAUCGCUUGAUUUCAGGAUGAUUUCGGCGCCUGAUUCAGUAUUAUUAUUAUAAAUUAUCCAUAUCACAUCUCAUGACCAGAUGCAGGGUUUCGCCGCCAUGGCUGUACAAAGCAAUAUUUAGUUGUGAUGAACACCGACUGGCAUAAACAAUGCGCACCUGCACAUGUACAUGUAUGUGCAGCUAGAGUUAGCAACGAAAGGUCGCAGCACUACCUAUUAUCAUUCAAAUGUGUGUUGUGUCGUCUUUGGCAAAACAAAGCUGUUGCAUGCAUGUACAUGUAUGUGCUUCAAAGUGAAUGUAGGACGAAUUUAACGCACCUGAUUCUUCAGCUAGUGAGACGUAUUGAUACUCGAAUUUUUAAUAAUGGCUAUUGCUCAGCUGAAUUCCACACAUCGGCUUGCUGUAGAGUUAGUUAUUUUCACAAUCUUCCAAGAUGAGACACCCUGUCUGUUAUUCUUACUGGUGUUAAACAAUACCUUUGCGAUCGUUUAUGCUCAAAAGCAGCACGACCACAGCAAUACAAAGCAAGAAUCAAUAACACGAGAUUCCAAAAGUGA
Molecule: messenger RNA, 2961 nt
Organism: Sycon ciliatum
Lineage: Eukaryota; Metazoa; Porifera; Calcarea; Leucosolenida; Sycettidae
Exons: 2
Coding region: 682-2316 (544 amino acids)
Source: RefSeq, a predicted model, not a curated record